UGCCUCUAGAUUACAUGUGGCUUCGAUUUCGGCUUUCUGGCGUUCUAACAAGUCAAACUCAGCAACUACGCUGAACUGAAGUAACCAAUCAAAAGCAUUUCCGGGAAUACUACAGUGUCUCGCAGCUAGCUAGUCUAACUACUUGGCAUUUUCGCAGCAAUCGCCGAAUUUGAUUGAAUAUGGGAUAAUAUGCGCGUUAGUUUUAAACAGCUGAAUAACCAAAUUAGACGUAGUCAAGCUGGCUUGGCCAUUUGUGAUUUGAAUACUGCUUCUUUGACUUGAGCUAGUCUACGUACGCUGACUGGGUGCUAGUACUUGCUAGCCUUGUAGUUGCUAGAGCUAGCUAGAACAGUAACCUGAGUAGCUUGCUAAGUUAUCAUGAUUUUUACGCUGAGACUGAGAGUAAGUUUUCCCAUGACAAGUCGACAAUGGAGUUCAGAUAGUGCCGGCUUUCUUAGAGAAUUGGAGUGAGACUCGUUGAGUUCAGCAUGAAGGCCCUGAGCUCAAGGUGCUCCUUCUAUUUGGGCUUUCUGGUGGGAACCUGCACGCUCUAUGUGUUCCUGCGCCAGGUGUGGUUCGAAAAGAGUUUUCAGACACGUCAACCCGAUGGACUUGAGAAGAUUGCAGGAGAGCAGCAUGCUUUGGACGAGGAGAGAAAAAACUGGAAGAAGGAGAGAUCGGCUCUGUUCAACCUAAAUCACCCUCACCACAAAGGUGAGGACAGCCGCAUGGCAGACGAGCUGUACCAGAAGGUCCGCAUCUUGUGCUGGGUGAUGACUGGACCAAAAAACCUGCAGACGAAAGCUCGCCAUGUCAAGGCCACCUGGAGCCGCCACUGUAACGUGGUGGUUUUUAUGAGCUCAGUAGACGAUCCUGACUUUCCCACAGUGGGGCUGGGUACUCAGGAGGGCCGUGACCAGCUCUACUGGAAAACCAUCCGCGCCUUCCAUUAUGCCUACGAGCACCAUAUCCACGAGGCUGACUGGUUCCUCAAGGCUGAUGACGACACUUACGUGAUUGUGGACAACCUUCGUUGGGUUCUGGCCAACCACACGCCUGAGGAACCGGUUUACUUUGGUCGCAGGUUCAAGCCCUACACCAAGCAGGGCUAUAUGAGCGGUGGCGCAGGCUACGUGCUGAGCAAAGAGGCCCUGAAGCGGUUUGUAGAGGGCUUCAGAGAUAAGGUUUGCACUCACACCACUCCAGUGGAGGACCUUGCCAUGGGGCAAUGUAUGGAGAAGGUGGGAGUACAGGCAGGGGAUUCCAGAGACACUAUCCAAAGGGAAACCUUUCACCCCUUCGUCCCUGAGCAGCAUCUCACAGCCAAGUUCCCUAAGAGCUUCUGGUACUGGAGCUACUGCUACUACCCCAUCUCAGAGGGCCCCAAUUGCUGCUCGGAUCUUUCGGUGUCUUUCCACUAUGUGGAUCCAUCUCUCAUGUACUUGAUGGAGUACUAUAUCUACCACCUCCGAGCUUUUGGCUACAGAUACCGCUACCAGCCCCCAGCCCCACUGGGAUACAGGACGCAGGGCUCUGAAGGAAUCUGGGAGGGUGCAGAGGUCAGAGACUCCAAAGAACUGCCCCCUCCAGAGAAGGAAAGAGAGGGGGGGCACGACCUGACAGUCAUGAAACAAGAGGGUGUGCUUCCUGCUGCUGUGGCGAAUGUCCUUCCUGAUGCCCCACAAGAUGUAAAGCAAUAGCAGCCUUUUGUCAUGCGUAUUAUGUCAUGGAUACUGCUUGGGAGAGAUUUCAAAUAUUUGUGAGCAAGUGUAGGUGCGGCAUUCACGUGUUCUGGUAUGGAAGGAAUAGACAAGAAUUUAUGGGGUUGUGGAAUCCCAAUGAACUUGGUUGAUAUGUAAAUAGUGCUAAGCAUUUGAUAUUUAUUUAACUUCAAAACGACAUCCCUAAAUCCAGUGUUUUCCAGUCCCCUUUUUACAAGGAACAAAACGUACAGUGUACUUGAGAGAGCUGUUGACAGAGCUGAAUUGAACAGUUAGUCACUUUUGCUACUUGAAGACCAAAAGUCAGAAUUUGAAACAAAAUGUAAAAAUUACGACCAGAAUUUACAGUUUAAAUCCCAAAAUGUCAGUUUUCCAGUGCCUGUUUUUUGUCAACUUUUUUUUUUUUAACCACUGUCAUGAGACACUUUAUUUGAAUGAAAACAUAUGCAGCUUUAGAGUUCAUCAGGACAUGUAUUGGCUUUUUGAUGAUGUAACAACCUGUUAAACCACUCCUUACUGUGUGGGUGCAUUCACAUAGCAUGUUGGGAGAAUUUACUAAACUGGACUGACUUGCAUUCCCACCCCAAAGACGUGCACUCUCUUUAGCUAUGUAAGCCCUACAGCUGUUGAAAAGGUGUGAGAGUGUCUCUCAUCUGAGAUUAUCUUCUGAUUUAAGAGUUUUGGCUUGUGCCUUGUGAAUUGAUUGUAUGGCAUGGUCUGCUGCACAUUUGACUUUGCACUGUGACAGUCUGAGGAUGAACAAUGAUUUGAUUACAUUCAUAUAGGUGGUAUCUCCUUCAGACUGACAGCCUGAAGACCUUUGAAGUCUUUGGACCACAUGAGUCACAUUUGGACUUCUUUGUGAGGUUAUGCAUGACAAACAAUCUCUAGCCUUCAAAAGUCAUUUUCUAGUUUUAUUCAUGUGUUAAAUCAUCUAAUAUUGUGUUUUUCCAUAUUUAAGUGAUGUUUUAAUCUUAUGUUUCUGUUUAAACGCAUACUAAUUUAUGCAUAUGUUAUGUUUAGUGGUGAUGGUAAAACAACAUGCAUAAAGAUGCAUACUGCCAAAGUUACCUACUGUAUGCUUUGACAUAUGUUGCUACAAAGUUAUAAAGUAUUAGGCCUAUAAACGGCAUAAAAAUCUUUUUCUCAAGUCUCAAAGUUGAAACUGUCUUAAGCUUGUAUAGCACAAAAUACUACAUACUACAUUAUCAGUCGUAUACUAACAUUUAUAGAGCUAGGUAUUAUGGAAUACUUUUAUUGCAACAUGCUUGAUGAAUUUAUUAUCACCACUAAGUGUUAACCAAAUAUAAUCCCCUAAAUUACUUUAUGUACUGCUUUCAAACCAAAACUGGAUUAAUAAAAUUUUUAUUAUUAUUUGAA
Messenger RNA from Osmerus eperlanus (European smelt), 3101 nucleotides. RefSeq names its product core 1 synthase, glycoprotein-N-acetylgalactosamine 3-beta-galactosyltransferase 1, like b (gene c1galt1lb). Gene Ontology annotation, molecular function: N-acetylgalactosaminide beta-1,3-galactosyltransferase activity. The transcript is spliced from 5 exons. The coding region runs from base 489 to 1700 and encodes 403 amino acids. NCBI's taxonomy places the organism in Eukaryota, Metazoa, Chordata, Actinopteri, Osmeriformes, Osmeridae. Gene Ontology annotation, cellular component: membrane. The record is from RefSeq and is a predicted model, not a curated record.